AUGCAGGAAGCCGACGAGGAGCAGCAAGUCGAUCAGGUUCUAGAGGCCGACGAUGACCAGGACUCAGCGGUCGACCUGGGCGAAGACCAAAUCUCGACAACCUCAAUCACGUCCACUAUUCGAAAUUAUCACAUUGAAAAUGGGCGAACUUACCACGCGCUCAGUGCUGGAAAGUACAUCCUGCCCAAUGACGAGGUCAUUUGCCUCUCUUUCUGCUACGUGCGCUUGCUGAAGUCUCACCCGGCAGCCAGAAAACGAGCGGCUAGACAAUGGCAACAGACGUCCAAAACCAACACUUUUUGGCGACAUUCGACGACCGUGCCCACUUUGCACCGGGAGCAGACACAGCCCAACGAGUGCUCGAUGUCGGAACAGGAACGGGCAUCUGGGCAAUGCAAUAUGCUGAUAAUCACCCUGCGGCUCAGGUACCACAGCCCCGGCAAGCUGGCUCGCCAGUGUCGCUAUGUACUGACCGUCAUUAUUCUGGAGGUUAUCGGCGUCGAUUUGAGCCCGAUCCAGCCUGAAAAUGUUGCACCGAAUUGCUCGUUUGAGAUUGACGACGUCGAACAGGAGUGGACGUGGUCGUUCCCCUUUGAUUACAUCUUCAGUAGGAUGAUGGUGGGCAGCUUUGCUGACUGGCCCAGUUUUAUAAGCCGGGCUUAUGAGAAUUUAACUCCUGGCGGCUGGCUGGAACUCCAGGAUUGCAUUUUCCCUCUCGCCACCGACGACGGCACCUUCCACAAGGGCCAGACCAUCUGGGAAUGGGGCAACUUACUGCUCGAAGCCAGUGAGAAGCUGGGACGGUCGUUGGGUGCCGCCACCCAGCACCGCGAGCACAUGAUCGCCGCCGGUUUCACCAACGUGUCUGUGAAGCACUUCAAAUGGCCCACAAACAGCUGGCCCAAGGACCCGAAACACAAGCUGGUUGGGCUCUGGACACUCGCGAAUAUUGGCCAAGGCCUCGAUGGCUUGAGCAUGGCGCUGUUGUCGCGGGGCCACGGCUGGACGCGCGAGCAGGUCCUGGCAUAUCUCCCGGCGGUACGGAAAGAUCUGCGCAAUUCUGCGAUCCACGCAUACUGGCCAAUCAUGAUGGCCAUCACCAAAGCCGCCUCCCCCACCAUCGCAGCCCUUGACCAGCUCACGAAACUAGACCUCGACCACGACCACAACCACGACCACGGCCUUGAGAGCUCUUCCACCACUCCCAUGGAAUCGACCAUGACCAUCAUGGACGCAACACCACCGACCACCAUCUCUGCACUCUCGGACAAAGGCGAUGACGACGACGACGACUAUACACUAUCAUCGCCUCCGCGGCCUCGCUUCCUGUGCCCGUGGCCCGGGUCGUUGUACAUGAUCCAGUCCUCAUGGGGGAAGAUCCUAACGCUGCACGGCGGGGAGGUUAUCCUGUCCGAACCGGACGACCGCGGCAUCGGCGCCGUGGGCGGAAGCGUGCACUGGGCGUGCGAGGAAAACAAGGGCUGGCUGGGGUUCCGGAACGUGGCGUCGGGCAAAUACUUGGGGUACGACGGCAAGGGCAACCGCCAUGGGCGUCUGGUCUGCGUCAGCCCGCACCACCGGGGCUGGGAGAACUUCGUCGUCCGGCCCCGGCCCGACGGCGGCUAUCUCCUGUUCACCACCCACUAUGACCAGCUGUGGCGCGUGGGCACACGGCUGGUCGAAAAACAGCAGCAGGUGCAGGGGAAAGAAAGAGGAGCAGAGGCAAUCCUGGCCAAGAUCGACGGCGAGGAUGCUCUCGGCGAGGAGAUUGUAUGGGAAUUCAUCAAGGUUUAA
Molecule: messenger RNA, 1794 nt
Organism: Fonsecaea erecta
Lineage: Eukaryota; Fungi; Ascomycota; Eurotiomycetes; Chaetothyriales; Herpotrichiellaceae
Exons: 9
Coding region: 1-1794 (597 amino acids)
Source: RefSeq, a predicted model, not a curated record